AUGUCUACAUUAUCAUCUCUUCCUGGUGAAGAGCCAGUGCCUAUCCCACUCACCUCUACAUCACACCCGAACGACCCUAUUCCCGAAGAGCCUACAUCAAUACCGCAUUUGACCCUCCUACGACGCUCGGCAACCGGUGCAUCGGACUCGCAGUCAACAGCGACCUCGGUCACCGGCGCAUCAGAAGUGUCCGUUGACUCUGAUGUCCCGCUGACACCGAUAACGGAACCGUCUAGUGACGCUGCGCUGGACGAUGCAUACGCUGAUAGCAAAGAGCCAGGUGCUAUACCCCAACGCCGAAGACGAGCGUCCACAGUCUUGAUAUCCCAGAAUUCAGAGGAUGUCCAAAGGAUACUGGGAGACAUCCGCGGCGGAACCAAUCUCUUAGGGAAGAUAUGUUGUGGAGGGGGAUGCUGCAAACUUGAGCCUCUCAAGCAUGCCCUUCCAUCCAUCACUACCAACCCCGUUGCCCGGCCAAAGAACGCUGCGUUUGAGAGCCUGAGGCUAUACGUUGGCGAGCUCUCUAUCGACAGCAAGCUUACCAAGACCGCUCCUCUUCCAGAAAAUACCAUAUCCUUCUCGUCUCCGUCAAUUGACUCCGUAGGAAAGAAACUAGGGCCAGCAGAUCAUCCUCCUCAAUUCCUCCAACCGCACGCACCAUAUGAAGUCUAUCGUGCGCCUCUUCACCAUGCACGAGAGUUGACGAGACCCGGGGCUGAGAAACGAACUUACCAUUUUGAUAUCGAUGUCACAGAUUAUCCAGUUGAGGGUGGAAAUGUAGACUUUGUCGUUGGAGGUGCCAUUGGUGUUUGCCCUAGUAACUCUGAGGAUGUCGUUGAAGCUGUCUUCAAUCGCCUCGGAGUUCCCAAAUUCAUACGGGAUAAAAAGAUCACACUCCAUACCACCAAGGGUCGAUGGCCUACCAUUUGGGGAGACGAAAAACCUAGAGACCUGUUAACCACCAGGCGUGAACUUCUCUCCUGGUGUUCUGAUUUACAGAGCUACCCUCCUACUAAGCCGUUCCUUCGACUUCUCGCAGAGUAUGCUUCCGAUGAGAGUGAAAAGAAGAUUCUCAUGUAUUUAUGCUCUGCGCAGGGCCAGGCUGCUUUCUGUGACCUCCGGACUGGUCCUUAUAUCACCGUCUUGCAGCUCCUUGAUGCAUUCCCUUCGUCUCACCCACCUCUAGACCAUCUUCUUUCCACCCUGAACACACUUAUGCCCCGGUUCUAUUCGCUCUCCCAAGAUCCUAUGAUUCAACGCACUAUUGAUGGGAAGGAAUCACGCCGUGUUAUCGAGAUUGCUGUGACUGUUCAUGAAUGCCCUGACUGGAAGGGGGGAUACCGCACAGGAGUCGGAUCUGGCUUCUUAGAACGCCUAGCUCGAAAGCUACAGGCAGCUGAAAGAGAUGGCAUUGAUCCAGCUAGCUUGGACUUGCACGUACCCAUGUUCCGUGGACUCAUGUCCAACCCACUUGCCAGACGAUUCGUCUCUGACGGACCCAUGCUCCUUAUUGGAGCUGGUGUCGGCGUUGCUCCCUUCCGUGGCUUUGUCCAGAGCCGCCUCAGAUCAGCCAACUGUGCCAACAAGGUCUGGGUGCUCCAAGGGGUCCGUGACUCGUUGCUUGAUGAACUCUACUCCGGAGAAUGGGGGGUCCAUGAAGACGAAGUUAAGAAGGUCGUUCAGAGUAGACGAGGCGAAGGUAGAUACGUGCAGGAGGAAGUACGCCAUCAAGCAGACCUGGUCUGGUUCGUAAUCAAUUCUCUUGAUGGACGAGUCUUCGUCUGUGGCAGCAGCAAGGGCAUGGGUGAGGGUGUCGAGGCAGCCUUGAUUGACGUAGCCAUUGCAAAAGGCAACCUGAACCCAGACCAGGCAAGAAUAUUCUGGGAUGAGAAAAAGGCGGCUGGCCAGUACAUUGCGGAGACUUGGUAA
Messenger RNA from Nannizzia gypsea CBS 118893, 1929 nucleotides. Its product is annotated as sulfite reductase flavoprotein alpha-component. Gene Ontology annotation, cellular component: cytosol. The record is from RefSeq and is a predicted model, not a curated record. The transcript is spliced from 2 exons. Gene Ontology annotation, molecular function: FMN binding; [methionine synthase] reductase (NADPH) activity; flavin adenine dinucleotide binding. Lineage: Eukaryota; Fungi; Ascomycota; Eurotiomycetes; Onygenales; Arthrodermataceae. Gene Ontology annotation, biological process: homocysteine metabolic process. The coding region runs from base 1 to 1929 and encodes 642 amino acids.